AUGCUUGAGGAUCAGAACCACGAAACCACCAUCGAAACAUCUGAACGGAUCCCAAAAUUGACUUCAUCAGUACAUGACAUUGCUGCUGAGAAACCACCAUUUGGUUCGAGAUUUCUCACAGAACAGUCUGACGUAUGGACUCAGAACGCCUGGGACCAUGUUCCACCUCCCAAUGAUCAGGCUGAGACCAUAUCUGCAUCACUAGCGAGACAACGUGUUGCACCAGUACCCGAGCCUGAAAAAGAGAAGUACAACGCCAAGCCUGCAAAGUAUUGGGAUAACUUUUACAAAACAAAUGCCGACAAUUUCUUCCGGGAUAGAAAAUGGCUGCACUUGGAAUUUCCCGACUUACUAGCAGCUGCUCAGCCAGAUGCAGGAGACAUCACGAUCUGUGAAAUAGGCUGUGGUGCGGGUAACACCGCAUUUCCUCUCCUUUUGGCGAAUAAAAACCCUAAACUCGCGAUACGUGCAUUCGACUAUUCAUCACACGCCGUGAAGUUGGUCCAGGCGAACAGUUUGUAUCGUGAUCCGCCUGUCGGAUCCAUACAAGCUGCAGUGUGGGACCUCUCAUGUGAGAAUAGCCUUCCGCUUGGAGUAACACCCGAGUCAGUGGACAUCGUGGUACUGGUUUUUGUCCUCAGUGCUCUGCAUCCCGACGAGUGGGAAAGAGCCGUUUCCAAUAUACACCGGAUGCUGAAACCAGGCGGCAUUAUCUUGUUACGGGAUUAUGGUCGGUAUGAUCUCACUCAAUUACGUUUCAAGUCGGGGAGACUACUGGAGGAUAACUUCUACAUCCGUGGAGACAAAACGAGGGUCUACUUCUUUGAACUUGAUGAACUGGCUUUGAUAUUUACGGAUGCACGACCUACCUCAGCCCAGAAAACCAGUAAUACAUUGGAGACAGUUGAAGAAGCUCAGGACGGUUCAUGUGAUGACCCCCUAACCUUAUCACCGUACUCGGGAAGUCGUGAUGAUCAGAUAUCUGGAGGCCAUUCCCCACUACCUGAAGUGGUAAUUCACCCCAGCCUCCUCAGGCCGCAUCCGCCCCGUCCCCCAUUUAUCAUCGAACAACUUGGAGUAGACAGACGUUUAUUGGUGAAUCGAAAACGCCAACUAAAAAUGUAUCGGGUGUGGGUGCAGGGGAAGUUUAGAAAGUGUCCUUUUGAUGGAGGGGGUACGUGCGAUGCCUACGAGCUCGAAUGUUAA
Pisolithus orientalis is the source of this 1206-nucleotide messenger RNA. RefSeq names its product S-adenosyl-L-methionine-dependent methyltransferase. Gene Ontology annotation, molecular function: tRNA (cytidine-N3)-methyltransferase activity. The transcript is spliced from 8 exons. The record is from RefSeq and is a predicted model, not a curated record. The coding region runs from base 1 to 1206 and encodes 401 amino acids. Lineage: Eukaryota; Fungi; Basidiomycota; Agaricomycetes; Boletales; Pisolithaceae.